CGGAAAGACUAGGCAAGACCCAUUUUCACCUUUUUGUUUUUCGUAAAAAGCAGAAGAAUGACAGGGUUUGAAGAUUUAGCAGAAGGUUGCAUUUCCUCCAUACUGUCACGUACGACUCCUGUUGACGCCGGCAGACUCUCCGUCGUUUCGAAGACUUUCCUUUCUGCCGCCGAUUCCGAUGCCGUCUGGAAUCACUUUCUUCCUUCCGAUGUCAACUCUAUCAUCUCACAGUCACCUUCUCUAGCAAAUGCUCCUUCCAAAAAGGCUCUCUAUCUUACCCUAUCCGAUCGACCUAUCAUCAUCGACGAUGCCAAAAAGAGCUUUCAAUUGGAUAGAAAGAGUGGAAAAAAGUGUUACAUGCUUGCUGCUAGAUCUCUCCACAUUAUUUGGGGUGAUGAUGACCGCUAUUGGAUCUGGACUGCUAUGCCUGAUUCCAGGUUCCCCGAAGUUGCUAAUCUUCGUCUUGUGUGGUGGCUCGAAAUUCGUGGGAUGAUUAACAAUCUUGCCUUGUCUCCAAAUACUCAGUAUGCAGCUUAUCUCGUGUUCAAAUUGAUUGAUGGCUAUGGGUUUGAGACCCUUCCUGUGGAUUUAUCUGUCGGUGUCGAAGGUGGCCAUAGUAGUACUAAAAUUGUCUGUUUGGAUCCAAAUGUCGAACGCAGGCAGAACAGCAGACAUGCAAGAUUUUACGGUCGUGCUGACAGAGUAGUAGGAUUGCCGCGUCCUGGUGUGAGAAGUGAUGGGUGGUUGGAGAUUGAGAUGGGAGAGUUCAAUUCAGGCCUUGAAAAUGAAGAAGUCCAGAUGAGUGUUAUCGAGAUAAAGGCUGGUGAGACCAAGGGGAAUUUCUUUCUUGAAGGAAUAGAAGUUAGGCCUAAGGUAGACAAUUAAGCAACAUUAUUAUACCAUGGGUCUUGUGUCUUGGAUGGUAGAAUAGUGCUUGAAGAUUUGUAGUUUCAGCUUUUCAUCAUACUAUGUAACAUACUCUGUUUAAAUUGUCUCUUCCUAAAAUAUAUGAAUAAUAUAAUAAGUUACAUGCUAAUUAUAA
Messenger RNA from Medicago truncatula (barrel medic), 1042 nucleotides. RefSeq names its product putative F-box protein PP2-B12. The transcript is spliced from 3 exons. Gene Ontology annotation, molecular function: protein binding. The record is from RefSeq and is a predicted model, not a curated record. Lineage: Eukaryota; Viridiplantae; Streptophyta; Magnoliopsida; Fabales; Fabaceae. Bases 58 to 885 code for a protein of 275 amino acids.